CCGAAUCUUUAGUCAGUGCCAGCAUUUCAAACCGUUGCGACAGCUUACGACGUUCUUCACGGAAAGAAAGAAAGGAAGCCCAGUAGGAGCUGUACCACACACCAGUGCUUUCUCCCCCUUUCUGCAACAGGAAGCUGAUAUUGGUUCGAAACUGCCCCGCUCCCUUCUCGUUACGGUCCGCAAGAGAGAUUGAGCGAAUAGAUACUGCCAAGUGCCAAUUUGAUAGUUGUUCUGCAACGAGCAGUCAGUGAGUGCAGGUUCUGAUUGAAGAGUGUGUUCAAGAGUGCGUAUUACAAAGUGUAGAACAGAAUUAUCGAAUUCAGUACAAAGUUUAGCAAAGUACCUGAUAAGCUUAAAGCAAAAAAAAAACAACUACAUCAUCAUGUCAGCAUCGCCAAUCGCACGCCAAGUCUGCAGCCAGACGCAGGCCAUUCCAUCCAAGAGAGUCCUCAUCCAUGACGCCGCCGAUAUGCCCGAUAUCUACUCAUCGACACCUGGUGGUACUCUGUAUUCCACGACUCCUGGAGGUACCCGCAUCGUCUACGAGCGUGCCUUCUUGAUGAAUCUGAAAAACUCUCCACUGGCACGCACCCCGCCGUCUAACCUGAAUAACCUACCUCACAACAUUCUCAGAAAUGGAACCACCGGAGUCACCAGCAAGCCGAAGCCACAGCAACAACCGCAUAACUCGCCGCCCAAGUUCGAUGAACACCAGGAGCAGUUCGACAUGGACCUGUAGAUUCAGCUGCCGGGACGCUCGUUCCGCAGAGAGUUCUUUGUUACUCUAAUGGAUAAUUCAAGUUCUACCUUAAGAUGAUUCACGAUAUAAACUUUAUAAGUUUAUCCUACUUUAUCGUUUGUAAGAUUAAUGUUAGAGGAAAUGCAUGCUGCUUUGCAAAAUACCACAAAAGAACACACUGAUUCGAGGAAACGGAAAUUCUACGUAUUCUACGUUCAUCGAUCCGAUGGACCAAUACAGCGUGCGAAGACUGCUAAACGCCAUCUACAUUGUGAGCUCUAAACAAGAACCAAGAAGACAGCAGAGUACUUAUGACGCCUUGCGGUAGUGCACGCCCAAGGACGAUCAUUGUUCUGUUUUGUCGAAUUAGGUCUACACGUUAUCCUAAUCUUUCAAAAAAAAAAAGGUGUAUCCCCCGGACGACAGUCAACACACUCUUUCAGUGAAUGCUGUGCUGUGUCACUGGCCAACAGUACGGGAAGUUUUGUGAUACUGGAUGGCUGACGCAACCAACCAUCCAACUUCUAGGAACUAAUGUUUGGUUUAAAAACAAAACAAGUAAAAUCUUAAAGAAUAAACCGUUUAAGUAUCAGAAAACAAAUUUUUAGAUGUUAGACAAUUUGAGUGGAACAGAAGUUAACAACAGCUUCCAACAACAUAAAAAGGAGAACGAAACAACCAGUUCUCAAAAGUCAUUUGAUUUGUACGCAACUCUAUGUUAUUGCUGCUUUCCAACUUCAAGACUAGGUUUCAAAAUCAGCUAGUGGUAAUAUGAUAACAGAAAUAUCGGUGUAAAAAUUAUCUAUGCAUUGCAAGGUCAAUCAUUGAUGAUACGAUAUCACGAUAGCAAUAGGUGACAAGUAUAAAAUGAAACAGAUAAUGUUUGUUUUUCUUUGUUUUAAACUAAAUGUUUUUAUUGUAUGUAUUUGAGUAAAUGAACCUAUUUGUAAUACAACUUCUACAACUUACUAAAUACAAAUUCUAGCAGCCAGGCAGAAUAGCAAUCUGCAGUUUGAAUCUAAUUCAAUCACUUUUAUGAAAGCACGAUGCAAUGAUAUUUUAUUUGAUUACAGUUCAUCAAAAUAAUAAAAAAAAAUCAACGAAAAAAUAA
Aedes albopictus (Asian tiger mosquito) is the source of this 1850-nucleotide messenger RNA. It is a transcript of the gene Thor, whose product is annotated as eukaryotic translation initiation factor 4E-binding protein. Gene Ontology annotation, biological process: negative regulation of translational initiation. The transcript has 2 exons. Gene Ontology annotation, cellular component: cytoplasm. The coding region runs from base 383 to 739 and encodes 118 amino acids. The record is from RefSeq and is a predicted model, not a curated record. Lineage: Eukaryota; Metazoa; Arthropoda; Insecta; Diptera; Culicidae. Gene Ontology annotation, molecular function: eukaryotic initiation factor 4E binding.